AUGAAACUCUUUGAUGAUUUAUGUAAUGACCUUGAUCUUGUGGAUUUUCCUCUUUCCGGUGCCAAGUAUACUUGGAGCAGACCGCCUAACAAGAAGAGCAAGAUUGACCGUUUUCUUUUCUCGCCGGAUUGGGAAGAUCAUUUUCCAAAUAUCAUCUUCAAGCGCCUUGCAAGACCUUUUUCGGAUCAUUUUCCUAUUGAGUUAUGCUUAUUAGAUUCCGAUUGGGGUACUUGCCCUUUUCGAUUUCAAUUAGCUUGGAUUGAAGGUACUAACAUAAUCCCUUUAUUGAAAGAAUGGUUGGAGUAUUUUUCCUUUGUAGGUACGGCGGGUGAAUGUUUUGCAAAAAAGCUAAAUGCUUUGAAGGAGAAAUUAAAAGUGUGGAAUAGAGAAGUGUUUGGGAGCAUUGAUAGGUCUAUUGACACGUCUCUAACCAAGUUGAAAGAAUUGGAUGAUUUAGAUGAUGAUAGGGGUCUCACCGAAGUUGAAGAAGACAUGCUUGUGACGGAUAAAGUGGAUUUUGAGGUGGCUCAUCGUCGUCAAAGCAUAAUGUUGAGACAAAAAUCAAGAAUUAGAUACUUUAGAGAUGGUGACCGUAACACAAAAUAUUUUCAUCGAGUAGUGAAAGGUCAUAGAGCGUUUAACAACACCAAUAACCUUCGUAUCAAUGGACGUUGGACCGGAAACAAGGAAGAAAUCAAGUUGGGUAUUGCAAAUCAUUUUGAGUUAGCUUUUAAAGAAAUUCCAUACAAUCGUCCAAGAAUCAAGAGUAUGUGUCUAAAGCGUAUUGAUAAGAAUGCAAGUAUUUGGUUGGAGAGACCUUUUAGUGAAGAGGAAGUAAAGAUUGCAAUUAAAGAUUUGGGAAUUGAUCGUGCUCCGGGUCCGGAUGGAUUUCCUAUGAAGUUCUUUAUUGUGGGCGUUGAAGAAGUAAAAGAUUUUCGGCCUAUUAGGCAUAUUGGGAGCAUGUACAAAAUCAUCUCAAAGGUUUUCGCGGAGCGUUUAAAGAGAGAACAAGUUGAUGCCCUUCGUUACCUUCUUCUUUGUUUCGAGUUAACUUCGGGUUUGAAGAUAAAUUUCUCUAAACGUAGCUUAUUUAGUGUCGCGGCCGAAGAGGAAGUUGAAACUUAUGCUACCAUGUUAGGUUGCAAGUAUGCGAGUUUUCCUAGUAUAUAUCUCGGCCUCCCUUUGGGAGACAAGGUAGGAGGCACUCAAAAAUGGGAAAGAACUCUUGGAAUUUGUGCGAAAAGAGUCACUUCUUGGAACGGAAAAACAAUAUCAAGAGGAGGUAAGUUAGCUCUCAUCAAAAGCAUUUUAGCUAGUCUCCCCAUUUAUUAUCUCUCUAUUUUUCUUGCUCCAUGCUCCAUAACUAAGAAAAUUGAUAAAGUUGUGAGAAAUUUCUUAUGGGAUGAUGAAAGUAGGAAAAGAAUUCACAAUAUUGGUUGUAAAUUGGCUUCAAAACCAAAAGAAAAAGGUGGUCUUGGUAUAAGAAGAACUAAGCAAAUGAACUCGGCUUUGCUAAAAAAAUGGUGGUGGCGUUUUGGCGAAGAGAAAGAUGCGUUGUGGAGGAAUCUCAUGGUUGAAAAAUUUGGAGAAACAUUUACCAGUUGGGAAACUCUCCAACCCAAAGGACCAAAAGGUGGUAGCUUGUGGUUUAAUAUCUACAAAGAACUUGAAGAUUUCAACAAAAGUAUUAGAUUCAAGAUCGGAGCGGGCAAGGAAACUAGAUUUUGGGAAGAUUCUUGGCUUGAUGAAGGAAGAUUAUGUGAUAUGUUCCCUUUGGCUUAUAAAGCUUCAAGGACCAAGGAGUUUGUUGUGGCUAGUAUGUAUGAAGUUGGGGAAGGUUGUAUAAGGUGGGGGUUUAUGUCUAGGCAAAGAUACUCUCAUACCAUUUCAAGUGAAGUAACAUCCAUAUCAAAUCUUCUUUCUUCCAUCUCUAUUCAAGAAGGUGUUUUGGAUAGCCGAGUUUGGGUCGGAAAUAAUCAUGGUCAAUACACGGUUAAGGAGGGAAUUAAGAGCGAAAAAGAUCAAGGACUCAGAUUUGGCGAUAUUAUGGUUUAUGGAGGCGUUGAAAGGAGAAAACGAAGAAGUAGAGAGAAGAAGAGAAUAGGAUCUAGGGUUCUUGGAGUAUUUUAG
This is a messenger RNA of Papaver somniferum (opium poppy), 2130 nucleotides long. RefSeq lists its product as uncharacterized. The record is from RefSeq and is a predicted model, not a curated record. The transcript has 4 exons. Bases 1 to 2130 code for a protein of 709 amino acids. NCBI's taxonomy places the organism in Eukaryota, Viridiplantae, Streptophyta, Magnoliopsida, Ranunculales, Papaveraceae.